This is a messenger RNA of Mizuhopecten yessoensis (Yesso scallop), 2349 nucleotides long. RefSeq lists its product as uncharacterized. The transcript is spliced from 3 exons. The coding region runs from base 1 to 2349 and encodes 782 amino acids. The record is from RefSeq and is a predicted model, not a curated record. Lineage: Eukaryota; Metazoa; Mollusca; Bivalvia; Pectinida; Pectinidae.
AUGGCGGCGGAGGAAUCGAUGACAAAAACAGAUCCGCAUGUGCAACUAGUAGUGAAGGGGAAAACGCCGAAAGAUUGCGAGAUGAGAAACAGUGUGGACUCUGACACUAGCAUCAAAACAACAAACGCCAAAAUGAACUGCAACAAAUGUUCUGAUGCCAGAUCAGAUUCUGGAGACGACACAAGUAAAAAUCGUUCAAGAGAUGAUGUCAAUAAUGUCAACAAAAAGGCCACUGGCCACAGCAGAAAUAAUAAAAAAAAUGAGACCGAAACUGAAACUUGUCAAAGAGACUCCAGAAAUAACGGAGCUGUAGGAAACAACGACGAUCCUAAUGAACACAACGACAAUAGUGGCAUAAGUUCUGGGAAAUCCUUAGUAUGCCAAACAAGACGUAAUAGCGGCGGAGGAAUUGAUGACAAAAACAGAUCUUCAUUUGCAUCGAGUAGUGAAGGGGGAUAUGCCGAAAAAUUGCCACUUGAGAAAGGGUUUAAUGGAAAAGGCCAUUCGAACAGUUCGGACUGUAAGAUGAACCCGCAAAGUAAUGGUAAACGACACACAGGACAGCACCCAUCAAGAACAUGCGUCAAAAGUAAAUCUGGAGAGCAUCCAGUGGACUCUGACACUAACAUCAAAACAACAAACGCCAAAAUGAACUGCAACAAAAUUUCUGAUGCCAGAUCAGAUUCUGGAGAAGACACAAGUAAACAUAGUUCAAGAGAUGAUGACAAAAAUGUCAACCAAGGGGCCACUGGCCAUAGCAGAAAUGAUAAAAAAGAUGAGACAGAAACUGAAACUAGUCAAAGAGACUCCAAAAAUAACGGAGCUGUAGGAAACAACGACGAUCCUAAUGAAAACAACGGCAAUAGUGGCAUAAGUUUUGGGAACUCCUUAGCAUGGCAAAGUAGACGUGAUAGCGGCGGAGGAAUUGAUGACAAAAACAGAUCUGCAUGUGCAACUAGUAGUAAAGGGGAAAAUGCCGAAAUAUUGCGAGAUGAGAAACAGUUUAAUGGAAUAGGCUAUUCGAACAGUUCGGACUGUAAGAUGAACCCGCAAAGUAUUGGUGAACGACACACAGGACAGCAACCUUCAAGAACCGGUGUCAAAAGUAGAUCUGGAGAGCAACCAGUGGACUCUGACACUAACAUCAAAACAACAAACGGCAAACUGAACCGAAACAAUUCUUCAGGUGAUGGAUCUGACCCUGAAGAAAGUGCAAGGAGAAGGCCUUCAAGUGAUGAUGACAAUACGAUCAAUGAGGGAGCCUCUGACCAAAGAAAUGACGGAAAAGAUGACACAGUAACUAAAUCUUGUCCAGAAGACUCCAAAUAUAACGGACCUAUUGGAAAUGAGUAUCAUCCUACUGGUCAGGACCCUGAGCAAAGCCGUUUGGAUGAAAAACAUACAGAUGCCUCAACAGAACUACAACCAGUGGACCUCGCGACUGAAUCAAUAAAAGUCAUGGGUAAUACCGUAUUUUUGCCUAUGNCUGGGAAAUCCUUUGUAUGGCAAAGAAGACGUGAUAGCGGCGGAGGAAUUGAUGACAAAAACAGAUCUUCAUGUGCAACUAGUAGUGAAGGGGGAUAUGCCGAAAAAUUGCCACUUGAGAAAGAGUUUAAUGGAAAAGGCCAUUCGAACAGUUCGGACUGUAAAAUGAAACUUCAAAGUAAUGGUGAACGACACACAGGACAGCAACCAACAAGAACGUGCGUCAAACGUAAAUCUGGAGAGCAUCCAGUGGACUCUGACACUAACAUCAAAACAACAAACGGCAAAAUGAACUGCAACAAAUCUUCUGAUGCCAGAUCAGAUUCUGGAGAAGACACAAGUAAAAAUCGUUCAAGAGAUGAUGACAAUAAUGUCAACAAAGAGGCCACUGGCCACAGCAGAAAUGAUAAAGAUGAGACAGAAACUGAAACUAGUCAAAGAGACUCCAGAAAUAACGGAGCUGUAGGAAACAACGACGAUCCUAAUGAAAACAACGACAACAGUGGCAUAAGUUCUGGGAAAUCCUUAGUAUGCCAAACAAGACGUAAUAGCGGCGGAGGAAUUGAUGACAAAAACAGAUCUGCAUGUGCAACUAGUAGUGAAGGGGAAAAUGCCGAAAGAUUGCGAGAUGAGAAACAGUUUAAUGGAAAAGGCCAUUCGAACAGUUCGGACUGUAAGAUGAAACCGCAAAGAAAUGGUAAACGACACACAGGACAGCACCCAUCAAGAACAUGCGUCAAAAGUAAAUCUGGGGAGCAUCCAGUGGACUCUGACACUAACAUCAAAACAACAAACGGCAAAAUGAACUGCAACAAAAUUUCUGAUGCCAGAUCAGAUUCUGGAGAAGACACAAUGUCGUUCUAG